AUGGCAUGGAACAACAAGGUAUACUGUCGUUCUAGAUCCAAAGCCGACGUUGCCAAGGGCUCAUGCAAGAACCCAGUCGAGGCGAAGGCUGAAAAGGCUGACCGUUUGAAGGCAGGAAUAAUUCUUACGGCCCGAGACGACGCCGCUCACAAUCUUGCCAAAGAGCUCGAUGUCCCUUUGAAAAGCAUCCUUUCCAAGGUGCUGUACCAAACAAGCUAUGCGAAAUGUCGUGCCGUCAACCCAUUCAACGCCUUGGUCUACGUGAGGGGGAUUGAGAUGAACGGGGAUCUCCCUCUCGGUCGUCGUCACCCCUUGAAAGAUAUCCAAGAUAACGUCAAGGAGGGUCUUCGCAAUGGCUCAAUCACUGAGGAGGACAAAGAGGAUGCCCUUAUCGCGCUCGCUGAGUCACGCGCUACGAAAGCGACGGGGUCGCGUUCGAGUAAUACUGCAGCCGCUGCAGAUGGGAGAGCAACAGUGGCCCGGAUUUCCGAUGAAAUUGUCAACCUCAGCGCCCGCACUGGUACUACAGGGCUCGCCCUGUUUGCAAAAGGGCACAUCCAUGACAGUUUCGCCAACAGGGUCGUCGAAUGUGGCGGUUCGUCGGCAUUCUUCCUCGACGUCCUGAAGAUUGAAGCCAGUGAUGUUCUCACCAAAUUUAAACAAUGGAUAUUUGCGAAAGAUCAAGCUUCAAAGCGGCCCGUUGGCCUACAGUCCUUCAAGAGUGAUUGCUGUACACUCAUCACGAAGAAGCUCGGAGCUGCGACCAACCAUACAAACGUCAAGAUGAAUUACUCGAACUACCUCAAAUCCAUCAUCUUAGGGCUUCACGUUCAUCUUGUCGGCUGGCCUGAGGGUGUCCCGUUCACGAGCCCCUCCAAUCUCACUACGGUCCCUGUGGCUCAACGUCUUUACAACGCCCUCACCGCCGGAUCCUGUGCUUGGGCAUCUCUCAGCAGCGUCCAGCUGAAGGAGUACGAGGCGCUGCAAGCUGCCAAUGAGACGCAGGCCGUGGCCAAGACAACCACACGGAAGGUACGCCCGGAUAAAGCCGAGGACGAGGUCCGAGACGAAGAUGACGAGGACGACCUCCCACCGCCGAAGAAAGCCAAAGCUACUGCAAGGCAGAGCGCGACCGACAGGCCUGUUUCCAAUUCUGCUGACCCGCCUCCUCCGCCUCCUCUGCCAAUCACGCCCAUGGUUCCUUCGCCAACAAUACGCGACGACCCUUACAACGCCCUAUAUCUCAAGAGGAAGCGCAAAGUGCGUCCAGACGCGGGCGAGAAACGACCGAGGAAGGAUAGAGACGGAGGAGAGGAAAACCCGCCUCCGUUGACGAAGAAACUGACAAAAUCGCACGGAGUGCCUCGCGGUGGCGGCAGUGCAUCCAACGGAGCAGGUUCGGCCGCCAGGCUCCAUCGUCCUGGAAGUGAACAAGGCAAAAGGAGGCACGUAGCCGCCAGGCUCCCCUUUUUCUUGAAAAGCCGCGAAUUCAUCAUCGAGGACAGCGAGGACUCCGCGAGUGAAGGAAUAUAA
This is a messenger RNA of Cyclocybe aegerita, 1533 nucleotides long. The record is from the annotation of a GenBank genome assembly. NCBI's taxonomy places the organism in Eukaryota, Fungi, Basidiomycota, Agaricomycetes, Agaricales, Hemipholiotaceae.